AUGAAUCGAUUUAAUAUUCGAACAGUUAAUGGCUCUAGGCAUAAUGGUCUUCUUGAACAUCGUUAUAUUAAAAUACAAAAUCGUGCGGCUGCAGCUCUUGGUGCAUUAGAUGAAGAUGGUGAAUCUCUAGAACUUAUUGCUCAUCUCCAUCGGCUCUCAAUUGAGCAAAUAAAAAAAGACUUGUAUGGUGAACCAUCUGAUAUAAAAAAUGGAUUUGAUAUUCGAUCAAGUAAUAAAUUAGAGGAAACCCUUAAAACGUGCUUAAAAGAAAUAAAUAAAAGAGUAAAUAAUGCUUUGGUAGCUGUUGUAUAUCAUGUACCAUACACACUUUUAUGCUCUGUUGAAAAUAAUAAUAAUAACCCGUGUAAAAAAAUUUAG
Rotaria socialis is the source of this 378-nucleotide messenger RNA. The record is from the annotation of a GenBank genome assembly. NCBI's taxonomy places the organism in Eukaryota, Metazoa, Rotifera, Eurotatoria, Philodinida, Philodinidae.